CCUGAGUGUCGUUGACGCGUUCUCAUCGUUGCUCGUGGUUCUGCAGGUUCUCCGAGGUCUGGUGUCCCACUUUCAACCAAACAAUCGUAUUGCCAUGACCAUGCUUGGGGAUUGGGAUGUAGCCAGCAACAUCCUCGGCUCCAUAUCUACCGCAUGCUGGAUCAUUGUAUACUCCCCACAGCUCAUAGAGAACUACCAACUGCAAAGCGGCGAGGGCCUAUCCCUCUUGUUUAUAUACAUAUGGGUGCUUGGCGAUUUGUGCAAUUUCGCGGGUGCGGUCAUCGGUCAGCUGGUCCCCACGGUGAUAAUUCUCGCUGUCUAUUACACAAUAUGCGACUCCACGCUACUGUUUCAGGUGUACUAUUAUAGGCGGAAGCGCAAGGCGCAGAGGACGGCUGCACUGAACGGUUGUCCAUCUGAACAGUCAUGUCUACUCGAAGAACGAACGUCUGCCUGCAGAGAACGUCGACGGGCACCACUUUCGCAGAUAUUCCUGCGGUAUACGGCCGCUGCUGUCAUUGUUGCCCUCGCGGGAUCGGGGACCUAUUUUAUAAGCAAAGUGAUUGAUCACGGAAGCUCCUCGUAUCCGUCCCUGGAAACUUCUGUUGAAUUGGAGACCCAGAUCCUUGGGUGGACCAGUGCCAUAUCUUACAUCGGCGCUCGAAUACCACAAAUCUACAAGAACGUCCAAACUAGAUGCGAGGGUCUAGCACCAGGUCUUUUUUAUUUCGCGAUCCUUGGAAAUAUCACGUACACCCUGUCCAUUUGCGUGGUGUCUAUGGACCGCGACUACCUGAUAAGGAACGCAAGCUGGCUCGCCGGGAGUACCGUGACAGUGGUGUGCGAUGUGUUUGUACUGGGCCAGUUCUUCUAUUACGGCUAUGUGUCUCGGCUGAUGGUGGAUGAAUGAGGACGAGAUGAAUGGGAUUGUUUACUGGUAGACUUGCAUGUGUAUGUAUCGGCUCCGCGUGUUGCGGAUUCCCGCAGUGGGUGCUGUGGAUGUGAAAAGGCGAAAUGAGCCCGGGUGGGUGGAUGGGAACGUGUUACAUUAUCGGGUACUUUGCAGGUGGCAAUAGCUGCCUCGUUGCCAGCCCUCGUGUUUCAGAUGCCCUUUUGCCGUCCCACGUUGCAGCUCUUCAUCAAGCAAUUCAGGCCGGAUUGUCCC
Pisolithus orientalis is the source of this 1165-nucleotide messenger RNA. RefSeq names its product PQ loop repeat-domain-containing protein. Gene Ontology annotation, biological process: basic amino acid transmembrane export from vacuole. The record is from RefSeq and is a predicted model, not a curated record. The coding region runs from base 95 to 910 and encodes 271 amino acids. Gene Ontology annotation, cellular component: fungal-type vacuole membrane. NCBI's taxonomy places the organism in Eukaryota, Fungi, Basidiomycota, Agaricomycetes, Boletales, Pisolithaceae. The transcript is spliced from 8 exons.